Messenger RNA from Wallemia ichthyophaga EXF-994, 639 nucleotides. Its product is annotated as Coiled-coil domain-containing protein 25. The coding region runs from base 1 to 639 and encodes 212 amino acids. The record is from RefSeq and is a predicted model, not a curated record. NCBI's taxonomy places the organism in Eukaryota, Fungi, Basidiomycota, Wallemiomycetes, Wallemiales, Wallemiaceae. The transcript is spliced from 5 exons.
AUGGUGUUAUUCUUCGAGUCGAGUGCUAUACAGCCACACAUAGAAAUAUACAUGGGCAAAGACAAGAUCGAGAAUGAGGAACUGAUUAAACAUGGAUUCGACAACGAUGUUUGGUUCCACGUCGAUAAAUUGAGCUCUGCUCACGUCUAUAUGCGCCUGAGGGAUGAUAUGUCCUGGGAUAACAUACCCCAUCCAGCACUGUACGACUGCUCACAGCUAGUAAAAGCAAAUAGCAUACAGGGAAAUAAGAAGGACAAUGUUAUCAUUAUUUAUACACCUUGGUCUAAUCUCAAGAAAACAGGCGAUAUGGAAGACGGGGCUGUUGCAUUCCAUAAUGACAGAUUGGUUAAGAGAGUUCACGUACCUACCCGUGAAAAUGCAAUCGUUAACCGCAUCAACAAGUCAAAGACAGAGCGUGAAGUCGAUUUCAUCGCUGAGAAGAUUGAGCGUGAGAGGAAGCUUGGGCAGAUGAAGAAGAAGGAUGCGAUAGUCAGGAAACAAGCCACUGAUCAAGCAAAGAAGGAAAUGCAGGAUGAAAAAGCAGCUCGCAGCUACGACAAGAUGUGGUCGGCGGAGGACGAAGAGGAAGCAGCAGCUACACAGCCACGUGGAAUGGAAAUGGAAGAUGAUUUCAUGUAA